AUAGCCUUAAGGAAUUUAUUGAAGCCAAUACCCAACAUUCAAUCAGAGAUCAAAUGCCCUGGAAGGCCUUGAAAUGGAUAAAAUGAGCCCCUCCAAACCCAAAUGAAAUGAAAAUGUUUUCAUCCAAAUGUUAAUGUGUGAUCAGCGAUAGCAGUGUUUAUAAACAAGUGUCGGCAAGAAAGUGAAAACAAAAAAGGGAAAAAAAAAAAAACUGCUCUCUCUUGCAUUUGGAUAAAUUGGAACCGAAAGAAAUUUUAUCACCUUGGCCAAGAAUUGCCAGCUGCAGGAAUAUCGAACAGGAACCAGAAUCACAAUUCACAAACAAGAUGCCCGCCACAGCCAUUAUAGAAUGGACCCCAACUGUCCUGGGCUCCUUACUUGGCGCAUGUUCAAAGCAACGAUCUCUUAAUAUGGGCCGUUCAAUCCAUGCCAACAUUCUCAAACGAGUUCCUCUGUUGGACUCCGACUUGUACGUGCGGAAUCACCUCGUCAAUCUUUACGCCAAAUGCAACAAGUUGGACUGGGCGCAUCGAUUGUUCGACGAAAUGUCGACAAGGAACACUGUUUCUUGGACAGCGCUCAUCUCUGCUUACGACCAAUUCGGCAAUGCUGAUGGUGCUCUUAAGCUUUUCUUGCUCAUGGUCUCCCAGGACCCGUUUUCUCCUCCCAACCAAUUCACAUACGCCAGCGCUAUCAGUGCUUGUGCCAAACAACAGCUCCAGUUCCAAGGAAUCCAGCUCCACUGCCAUGCACUUAAGAGAGGCUUUCUCGCGCAUAUCUUGGUUUCCAACGUUCUCAUCUCCCUCUACAUGGCCUGCAGGCGGGCUUUCGAAGCUGAGAUGGUUUUCAACGAGAUUAUCCAACCAGACCAGGUCUCCUGGAACUCUCUUGUCUCUGGGUUCUCACAAAAUGGCUUCUUGCAAACUGCACUCGAAAAGUUCUGUAUGAUGAGAGAGUCAGGAGUGAGAAUCAGUUGUUUUUCCCUUUCCGCUGCUAUUAGUUCCACUUUGGAUGAUGAAACAGAGGGGAAGAAAUUCCAUGGACUUGCAAUUAAAACAGGUUUAAAUUCAAAUUGUUUCACUGGGUGCACAAUGAUACGAAUGUACUCUAAGUUCAAGAACAUGGAAGAUGCGCUUGUGGUUUUUGCAGAGAUAGGUCUGAAAGAUGUCUCUUCUUGGAACUCUUUAAUUGAAGGGUAUGGUGGAAGUGGUCAAGGAGAAGGAGGACUGCAAGUCUUUGCUGCUUUCAUGGAAUCCGAACUACAACCAGAUGAGAUCACUAUGACUACAGUUUUGGGGAUCUGCACCAAUCUAGUCUUGCUCGACUAUGGCAAGCAGGUCCACUCGUUAGGUGUAAAAAUGUGCCUCGAUGGCAAAAUUCGUGUGGAGAAUUCCUUGAUCAACAUGUAUUCAGAAUGUGGCAAUUUAGAAGAUGGACUUAAAAUCUUUGAGCUUAUGAAAGAAAGAAGCCUUAUUUCAUGGACAACAAUGAUGGGAGGAUUGGCUCACCAUGGAAGAGCAAUGGAUGUUAUCCAUCUUUUUCAAGAGAUGAUAAGAGAAGGGUUGAAGCCUAAUAACAUAACGUAUACUUGUGUUUUAUCUGCAUGUAGUCAUGGAGGGCUUGUUGAUAUUGGGCAGAGCGUGUUUUAUGCGAUGGAGAUAGAGCCUGAGAGAGACCAUUUGGUCUGCAUGGUGCACCUCUUGGCUGGUGGAAGGAGGUUCAAAGAGGCCAAGGAAUUCAUUCAAGGAUCUCCAGCAGAGCAUAGAGACUCGUUAUGGUUGACCUUUCUAGUUGCUUGUAAGAAUUUGGGAGAAUUGGAGAGAGGAAUAGAGGUUGCAGAUAAAAUUAUGAAAACAGGUUAUCCCACCGAACCACUUGCUUUGGUACUUCUAUCAAAUGUGUUUGCAGCCGCAGGGAGGUGGGAAUAUGUGCAAAAACUGAGGAAAGAGAUGAAAGACAGAGGGAUGAGAAAGGAACCUGGGUGUAGCUGGCUUCAAGUUGGCGAUAACAAUGAGGUCUUAAUCUGAAGAUACAAGCAACAGCUGCUUGCAUCUAAAAACAUCCUAUGGAGAGAACCACGCUGCAGGGAAACAACUAAAUAUGGUUUCCACAGGCAUCUGCUCCACUAGUAUCUGCUCUGCACCGGAAGGUAUCAGUUGAUCAUCUGGUAAAGUAGUGGAUGUAGUUCCCACUUCCCACUUCCUACUGACCUGGGAUCAAAUCCUAACUUCACCCUCCCCAGUAGGGAUGAUUAUUUACAGCUCAGCCUGCAAUAUAUAAAGUAUAUACCUAAGUAUAUAUAUUUUAUUUUAUA
This is a messenger RNA of Nelumbo nucifera (sacred lotus), 2314 nucleotides long. RefSeq names its product pentatricopeptide repeat-containing protein At2g33680-like. Gene Ontology annotation, molecular function: RNA binding; protein binding. Gene Ontology annotation, cellular component: intracellular membrane-bounded organelle. The record is from RefSeq and is a predicted model, not a curated record. Lineage: Eukaryota; Viridiplantae; Streptophyta; Magnoliopsida; Proteales; Nelumbonaceae. Gene Ontology annotation, biological process: RNA modification.